AUGUCUCCCUGCUCUCUCCUCCUAUCCCUGCUGCUGGCUGCAGCGCUGCAGUGUGAGCGUGCCCAGUGCAGACGUGUGAUGUGCUCCGACCGCUGCUGCUCCUUCAUAGAGGGCUUCCCCGUCAGACUGAAGGAACUCCGCACCGCCUUCUCCACCAUCAGAGAUUACUACGAGGCUAAUGAUGAGCUGGAGACAGCUCUGCUAGACGAGGGGAUUCUAAACCACAUCAAGAGUCCGUUGGGGUGUCACACUAUGGACGGCAUCCUGAAGUUCUACCUCGGCACGGUGUUGCCCACCGCCAUGAACAACAACAACGUAAAACAUAACAAUGACUUUAAAUCUCCCAUCCACUCCAUCGGAAACAUCUUCCACGAGCUGAAGAAAGAGAUCAACCAAUGCAGGAACUACUUUUCCUGUAAGAAACCGUUUGACAUCAACGACUUAAUCUCUUCAUAUAAAAAGAUGCAGGAUAAGGGCCUGUAUAAGGCAAUGGGAGAGCUGGACCUGCUCUUCAACUACAUCGAGGAGUACCUGGUCUCUCAGAGACGCAAACACUGACCCCUGACCCUUAACCAUUGCCUCAGCCAACCAGGACACACUGACCCUGAGCAUGGACCAAUAAGAAUGACCCAGAGUGCUGUGGGUAACCCGAAAACUCUAUUAACCUCCAACCCCAAACCACAAUGUCUUUGUGGAAGUGAGACUGAAGGACCUUUUUUCUAACGUUCGUAGUCCGUUAGCAACGUUAGUCUUUAAUCCGACUCUUUAGUCCUUCUUGAAGACCAACUCUCUAAAGUCCUGAAGACCUUCUGAGGACCGAAUAAUUAUAAUAUUUAGCCAUUUAGCCAAUGCUUUUAUCCAAAGUACUGUUCAGUACAGUACUGCCUGCAUACAUGUUUGAAUGGGUGGGCCCAGCGGGAAGCCAACCCCUGUUCAUGACGUUGCAGUGCCAUGCUCCACCAACUAAGCCUUCUCUUGGAAGUCCUGAACCACAUUUAGCUUCAGAUUCAUCAUCACUAUCACGUUUAUUAAUCAGUCAUAUUGACUAAAACAUUCUGCUGUAAAGUUUAAUUUGUAUUGCAUCAAUUUUAAUGAUUGACACGUUCUGGAAGUCCUUCU
Coregonus clupeaformis (lake whitefish) is the source of this 1119-nucleotide messenger RNA. RefSeq names its product interleukin-10-like. The record is from RefSeq and is a predicted model, not a curated record. Bases 1 to 558 code for a protein of 185 amino acids. Gene Ontology annotation, molecular function: cytokine activity. The transcript has 5 exons. Gene Ontology annotation, cellular component: extracellular region. NCBI's taxonomy places the organism in Eukaryota, Metazoa, Chordata, Actinopteri, Salmoniformes, Salmonidae. Gene Ontology annotation, biological process: immune response.